AUGACUAACGUCCCAGAAACAUCCACAGACAACCUGGAGAUCGACGACCAAGGAAUCAACCUUGUUGGCAACUUUGUCUAUCUCGGCAGCAACAUCUCGUUCGAACCGAACAGCAAAGAAGUCCAUAGACGGAUUGGCUCGGCAUGGGGAGCUUUUGCCCAACACCGACAGUUCCUCACAGACCGUCGAGCUCCUCCACAUCUCAAACGAAGAGUCUUCCUCAACGGUUGUGAAACCAGGGCUAUAAAGGCUGACCAGGUGAGGAAACUGGAUGUGGCACAGAGAAGAGUGGAGCGAGCCAUGCUUAGAGUCACGAAACUGAACAGGGUGACGAACGAAGUUCCAAUGACCAAGAGAGAUCAUUCGACACACGCAACCAGUCUGAAAAAGGAGGUUCUAAUGUCAAAACAGCAGUUCUGCCUAUUCAUAUCUGUAUAA
Caenorhabditis sp. 36 PRJEB53466 is the source of this 438-nucleotide messenger RNA. The record is from the annotation of a GenBank genome assembly. Lineage: Eukaryota; Metazoa; Nematoda; Chromadorea; Rhabditida; Rhabditidae.